AUGUCUUACUCCGCUGCUAUAGUCGAUGGCAUGAACCCAAUGAGUUCUUACCCCCUUCCUCCCUUUCCGAUAAGUUCCGGCUACUGGGGAAGUCACAUAAAGGGCCACCACCGCGGGCAGGAGGGUAUCCGAAGUAAGCACCACCAAGCCGGUACUUCGGGCAGGACAGCCACCACCAAGAAAAAGCCUUCGGGAUGUUUGAGUGUGAGCCAGUCAACACACCGCGGCUACCCAGCGGGAAACAUGAUUCAGCUGCUCAUAAAGGGCAGACCCUAUGCACGGUGA
Molecule: messenger RNA, 285 nt
Organism: Gaeumannomyces tritici R3-111a-1
Lineage: Eukaryota; Fungi; Ascomycota; Sordariomycetes; Magnaporthales; Magnaporthaceae
Exons: 4
Coding region: 1-285 (94 amino acids)
Source: RefSeq, a predicted model, not a curated record